AUGUCUGACUUCGAAGAUAUGUUAAUGAACAAUUCGUUCUAUUCGGAUAAAAGAUUCAACCAACCAACGAAUUUUAUGAAGAAUAGUCCUUCCAUCAAGGCAUUGGAAAGUAUAUUGAAUGAAAAAUCCAAAAGUUUCAGUUAUAAUUUAUCUUCUUUAGCUGAGGAACCCGAUAAUAAAGUAUCUAAUUCGAUAGUAGGUUCUACCACCAGUUUCCAAACUGCUAACGAAUCAUUAACAAAGUUAGAUUCUUCCAGUUUAAAUGAUACUGCCGUUGAAGAUGAUAAAUUAACCAAUGUCACUGAAGAUAAUGAAGAUACUUUGAUCGAUGACCAAUAUUCUCAAAAUACUUCAAAUGGGAAGAAGUUUGUUAAGAUGCCUAGCUUGAUUCCUCAAGACUUGAAAGUCGAAUCUAAUAGAAGGAAAUCAAUGAUUGAAUUAAGUGAAUUUGAAUUCGAUUUCCCAUCUUCAAACAUUCCCAAAUUAUCUACUCCAAAAUAUAAUCAAAAUCUGAUUAAGGAAACUCCUGAACCAACCCCAAAACAACCACCAACAAGAUCAUUAUUAGAUAAUUUAUCUACUCCGGUUUUAACUCCAAAAACUCCCCAAAAUGUCACUCCUAGAAUUAAUCAACAAAAAUUGGGAGAAAUGAAUUUUUCAACUCCAAAAUUGUUAACUCCAUCUCCUAGAAAGUCUCCCCAUGUUAGAUCUAAUUCAUCAUUCUCAGUAAAUUUAAAGAGAGAUACACCUAAGCAUAAAAGAAGUAACACUGUGGGAGAUUUAAGUGAUUUCAAAGAAGAUAAGAAGAGAUUUUCCUUCAUGGGAUUAUUCAAAAAGAAAGAAAAAGAACCCAAGAAAGAAAAGGAAAUCAAGAAGGAGUCUAAGAAAGAAUCCAAGAAAGAAAGAGAACCCAAAAAGCCAAAAAAGGAUAUCAAAAAGGAACAACAAGAUAAAGCUCCUAAAAAAGAGUCAAAGAAAGACCUUAAAGAGCCAAAGAAAGAUUCUGCAGAACCAAAGAAAAUGUCCAAAUCAUUUAAAUCUAAUACUAAUGUCAAUUUUAUACGAGAAGCUACUGAAACCCCUUUCCAAUUGGAUGAUUCUUUGGAUGCUAACUUGGAUUCUCAACCUAUUCAAUUAUCCCAUAAUGUUUAUGAUGAUGAAAUGACCUUAGAACCUUUACCUGUUAGUAAUUCAGUCAAUUCAUUAUUACCUUCACCUUUGGAUACUGAGACAUUCUCAUUAGGUCCAUCAUUGGAAACUUUGAAGAUUUCAGAAAUACCUCAAGUGAAAUCUAAUAAUCCUUUCAUCAAUUACAAUCCUUCACCAAGAAACUUUGAAGGUGAUGAAGAUGAUAUUUUUGCAUCACCAAAGAAACAACAGAAUCAUAUUGGAGAUUCCCUUUUCCCUAGAACUUUAAAUGCUCAAGAAGUUGAAAGUAUUGUUUCCUUGGAAAGAUCAAGAUCAAUGAAAUCAGUCAAAUCUAGUAAGAGAACAAGUUUUGUCAAUUAUGAUGGUUCUGAUGAAAACAUUAUUGUCUUCAGUAAUUCUAUGGGUUCAUUAUCACCAAUCCUGAAUGUUUCUCGUUCUAAUUCUAUUUUGAAAAACAGAAAUAGCAAUGCCAGUUAUCUUGAUGAUAAUUCCAUUGGAAAUAGAAAUAGUAUUGGUAACAGAAGUUUCAAGAGCAUAAGAAGUGGAAGAAAUAGUGGUAGAAAUAGUUUCAUUCAAGAUGAUGAAGAUUUUAAUGAUUUAAUUGAAUUUAGUGAUUUCAUCGAUUUAGAUAACUUACAAUUUGAUGUCAAUGUUGAUGAAGAGAACAAGGAUUCCACUCUCAAAGAAGACGAAGUUCCAGCUGAAAUUUCUAAACCAUCAAUCAAAGAACCUGAAAAAUCACAACCAGAAGAACAGAGGAUUUCAACUGAUUCUUAUCAACCACCUCAAUUACAUGAUCAAUCUAUCCAAUCUAUUUAUGAUAAAUCUCAAUCCACUCAUGUAGAUGAAGAUAAUGUAGAAUCCCCUAUUAUAAUAUCAUCAUCACCAUCGAUUGAUGAACCAAUAGAACCUUUGAAUAUCAAAGCUAACAAAUUACCACCUUCAAGAGUUGUUCCUCCAGUGACAGUUCAACAUCAAAAUAUUGAAGUUACCACCGCCAGACCUUCAUCAAUAUUAAGCAAUUCUCAUAAUGAUAAUAAAGGCUUGAAAGGACCAUCAUUUAAAGAUUUAAAAGCAUCCAAUUCUCAUCAAUCUUUCAAUUUAUCCAUUGAUGAAGAAUAUGGAGUUGGAUCAGGAUUUGGCUCCAGUUCAGAUGACGAAGAUUAUGACACCGAACAAGAAAAUGAAUACAGACAAACUUAUAAAGAAAAUCAAUAUAACACUUAUGAAGACUACGAUUAUGAAACUGAAGAUGAAGAGGAAGAAGAAAAAUAUUUCCAAUCAUUACAACAAAAUAAAAGAUUCACAGCAUCAAUUCCAUCGAAUUCUAAAAUAUUCCAACCACCAGUUAUUCCAAGUAAUAACUCAACUCCAAGAUCAGCUUCAUCUCCAGCAUCAAGAUUUACUCCAAGUCUUAAGAGCACCCCUAAAAGUAAUAGAGAAGGAGUUAAGUUCUCCUCAAGAAUCAUUUUAUACGAAACUUAUAAUGGAGAUGAAUAUGAUAGACAUCCAGAUACUGCUACAUGUAAUCAAAUUACUCCAGCAUUAGCUCAACAAAUCAGAGAUGAAGUUAAUGAAUUGAAAUCCAAUUGGGUUGUUCAUCAAGAAUCCCGUUGUUACACCCACUUUUUAUAA
Messenger RNA from Yamadazyma jaroonii, 2784 nucleotides. Lineage: Eukaryota; Fungi; Ascomycota; Pichiomycetes; Serinales; Debaryomycetaceae. The record is from the annotation of a GenBank genome assembly.